AAUUCAACAUGGCAUGUCUCACGACUCGAAAGAAGCGGAUAUUAUUCUGCCUUCUAGUCAUUUCAGCCUUUAUACUAGUCUUCCAUCCGACUCUGCGGGAGCUCAAAGCUGACCGACACCGGCCACAGUCAUGGCUCUCGGCUAACAGCACCCGUGACCAGCCGGCCGGCAAUGAACCUCGAGGUCCGGCGUCAUCUCCUGCAGAGGGCGCUUCUUCGGCAGAAUCUGGUCACGGUCUAACUAGCGCAAACAGGCCACAUGGCCAAGAUAGGGCACAAAGUCUGGAAAGUCGAGCUGAAGAUGCUAAAGCAAGCGCGGCGGCAACUGACCCUCCGCUCAAAUACAUCCUCUACUGGAACGAGUUUUACGGCUCGAUGGAGUUUGAGUGGGGCUCUGGCCAGAAGCCGUUCAUCGAAAACGGCUGCGAGGUCAACACCUGCUACGGCACAAACAACCGCAGUCUGCUCCGAAUGGACCAGUUUGACGCCAUUCUGUUUCACGUGCAAACCGUGAGCCUGUUCGGCUGGCCUGAUGUCCGCUCUCCGCACCAGCGCUACGUGUUUGUGACGAUGGAGUCGGCCCAGUACCUGACGAUUCCGCUCACAUCGAGCAAGUACAAGAGUGCCUUCAACCUGACGCUGACCUACCGUCGCGACUCGGACUUUCCCUACCUGUACGGGGCCAUGGAGCCGGUGCCGUCCCCUCCUCCCACCUCGACCCGAAACUACGCCGCCGGCAAGACCAAACUGGUGGCCUGGUUUGUAUCACACUGUUCAUCGAUGAGCAAUCGAGGAAAUUACGUGAAGCUCCUGCAAAAGUAUAUACCAGUGGAUGUCUACGGUACAUGUGGCCCAUUGAAGUGCCCAAGAAGUGCGGACAACAACUGCCAUAAAACUUUACUUAACAACGAUUACAAGUUCUACCUAUCGUUUGAGAACAGCAUCUGCAAUGACUAUGUUACCGAAAAGCUGUUUGACGCUUUAGAGUAUGAUGUGGUGCCAGUGGUUUUGGGUGGAGCAAACUACUCUUCAUUUGCACCUCCCGGAUCUUACAUAGAUGCCCUGAAGUUUACGCCAGAGGAGCUUGCAAAAUACUUGCUCAAGCUAGACAAGGACGACGCUGCUUACAAUGCGUAUUUUCAGUGGAAGGGAAAAUACAGAUAUGUGGCUAAGAAAACGUUUCAGAAAUCGUCUUUUUGUGAUUUGUGUAAAUAUUUACAAAGUAACGGCACAAAAGUGUAUAGCAACAUGCAAGAUUGGUGGGUUAGCGAACAAUGUCACACUCUAGAAUUGUGAGUGUUUAAAGGCUUUAAAAGCAGCUAAUUUCAAAGUAAGAUUUGCCACCUAUUUAGUUAUCGACGUUUGGCUUUAUGCUGUGCAGUGAGGUACAAUGUAGACAUCCUAUUAGUUGUGGCUUAUAACGGCAGCUGCCCGCUGUCUUUUGUAUGUUUUUAUUUCGUUUUUAUUUUUUAAGCAUGUUUGUGAUGAUGUGUUUGUGGGGCUUUGUCAUUAACCUGCCGGCUGCCACAGGUAGUGAAUGCUAGUAAACCAUCUGCACUAGCCAUUCUGUUGCCAUCGUAUUCAAAUGGCAGUAGCGAGAGCUGCCAAUGUCGCCCGCAGUCUGUUUAUAGACUUGAAUAGAUAAAUGCCUGUCGCCUAGUUUGUCCGUCCAACACUUCAUGAAGAAGUCGAAUGUCAAUCGCAUACCUAUUGAUAAGCAGCUAAUUGUAAAAUGCCCUAUUGCCUACAUCAUGCAUUUCAAGUGUUUCAUUAGG
Molecule: messenger RNA, 1774 nt
Organism: Amphibalanus amphitrite
Lineage: Eukaryota; Metazoa; Arthropoda; Thecostraca; Balanomorpha; Balanidae
Product: alpha-(1,3)-fucosyltransferase C-like
Exons: 1
Coding region: 9-1295 (428 amino acids)
Cellular component (GO): membrane
Molecular function (GO): alpha-(1->3)-fucosyltransferase activity
Source: RefSeq, a predicted model, not a curated record